Phyllostomus discolor (pale spear-nosed bat) is the source of this 6325-nucleotide messenger RNA. It is a transcript of the gene ZNF697, whose product is annotated as zinc finger protein 697. The record is from RefSeq and is a predicted model, not a curated record. Bases 1387 to 3027 code for a protein of 546 amino acids. The transcript is spliced from 2 exons. NCBI's taxonomy places the organism in Eukaryota, Metazoa, Chordata, Mammalia, Chiroptera, Phyllostomidae. Gene Ontology annotation, molecular function: DNA-binding transcription repressor activity, RNA polymerase II-specific. Gene Ontology annotation, biological process: negative regulation of transcription by RNA polymerase II.
UCCCCUCUGACCUGCGCCUGUGAGGAGGGUUGGGAAGCGUUGUCCACCUUGCACUGAGGAAGACACUGGAGCAGUGAGACUUUCAUGGCCUUUCCUUGAGCUCCAGAGUGAGGCUGGCCCAGCCAGCAUGGCUCCUGCCCUCCACUGUGAGUCUCUGGAGAGCUGCGGCUGCCUCGGAGAGGUCCCCAGUAGAGGCAGGAAAAGCUCCCGGCCAAGGAAGGGGUGCCUUGCUUAGCCAUGUUCUUGUAAGUUCUGUGUGGGGGCUGCUGAGGCAGAGAGCUGGACACUUCUAAGUCUUAAUCCAAGAUCCUUGACCUAUAAACUGCUCCGCUGCUGUGAGCCAAGCUGUGGGAGUGAUGGAUGGCAGACGUAAAUUAUUUUUGGCUCCAUUGCUCAGCUCAGUCUUGGCAGGGGGCCCUUUAAAUUUGAAAUGUAAACUGACGUCUACAAAAGAUUUAGGAAUCUGAGGUCAUUUUCUCCCUACAGUUCCCAUGUCGGCCCGUUCUGUAGAGGGGUCACUGAUGACGCCAGGCAUGUGCUUUUUUAAGGGCUCUCGACAACUAAAGUAUACGUGUUAUAAGGUGAACUACGUAAUGGGACGGCUUCUAAUAGAGAGGGUCCCUGCAUCCCUUCCAUCCACCUCCCACAGACCUAUGAAAGCUUGGUCCUCAUCACAAAGCCAGGCUGGAGCUGCUGCUGGUGACAUGGUCUUAGACCAGCAAUUCGUGUGCCAUUGCUUCUGUCAUUCUUGUGUCCUGAGUGUGCUUUACACUCAUCAUUAGCUAGAAUCCUCACAAGAUUGCCGUGGACUUGAGGAUGGCAAGGCUCCACCCCCACCCCGGCUUUACUGAGGUGUAAUUGGUCAAUACAAAUUGUGUAGACUUAAAGGCAAGCUUUAAUAAGAGUAAGGGACGUAUGGAACUUUGAGGCAGCGGAAUUGGUUUGAACCCCACUGUACUGCCUACAUGUCAGCCUUGGGCUAGUGGGUCUUCUUUUCCAGCAUCAUUUUCUCAGCUGUAACAUGGGAUACCAUCGUUACCCCUUGGUUAAAGCUACAAAGCCAUGUCAAUAGAAUCAUUCACUAAACAGGUGGAAACAGAUCAGAGUGUGGUCCAGUGAGAGUUGGCCUAGAGCCUCAGGUUGACCCCUCUGUUCCUCUGGCACCCAGACCAGCCUCCUUUGCACUCAGAAGUAUUAACCUUAAAACGUGAGGGGGAGCGGAGAUUUACCAUCUGAACCUUGGAACUCUACAUUUUAUUGGACUAUACCUCCGGAAUUCAAAGGUAGACAUGGUGAGGGAAUAAGGCCAAUCUGACGUGACCUUUAUCUGUGUGUUUUGUCUGGAGCAGGGAUUCCGGGUCUCCUCCCUUGCCCUGUUCCUCUCGGAUGGAACAAGAAGACAAACAGGGUGUGUGUGAAGCCCUGGAUUCAGAAGACACAGGGAUGGGCUCCGAUUUUGAGAACUCCGAGGACAGGGAAGGGGACCCAGAAGAGAGAGAAAUGGGUUCUCGUGCACAGGAUGCGGACAGGAGAGGCGGCCACCCAGAGCAGGAAAGGGGCCCCGGCCCGCAGGGUGAAGCUCCAAGAGAGGACUCCGAGGAGCGGGAACUGGUGCCUGGCAUGUGCGCAGAGGGGCUGCUGAGUGAGGAAGAAGGGGUUGCUCUCCGCGAGGAAGAGAAUGACCGGUCUGGUGUAGCUGAGAUGGCCGUGUUCCCAGGACUGUCUGUGUCUGAGAGCAUAUCCCGGAGUCCCCGGGAAGAGGAGGAGGAGAGCGCCCGUGAGAACCGGCUGGAGGAGGAAGAGGAGCAGCCACCCCGGCCCGUGCUCCCCUGGAGGCGGCACCUCUCCCUGGGAAGUAGGCACCGAGGUGACAAGCCGGCCCAUCGCCGCUUCCGACGUCUCCACCACCCUAUGGCAAUGGACCUCGGGGAGCUGGACAGCCUGAUGGCUAGCAUCAUGGAUUCGCCCACCAUCUGCCCCGACUGUGGAGAGAGCUUCAGCCCGGGUGCCGCCUUCCUGCAGCACCAGCGCAUCCACCGCCUGGCAGAGGCAGCCGCAGCAGCCACUCUGGAACCCUUCGGCCUGACGGGCGAGUGCGGCGCAGUGGUGGGCGUGGCCGGGGGCUUCGGGGCGGGGCCUGCGCUGGCCCGGCCCCCGCGCGAGAAGCCUUUCCGCUGCGGAGAGUGCGGCAAGGGUUUCAGCCGCAACACCUACCUGACCAACCACUUGCGCUUGCACACGGGUGAGCGGCCCAACCUGUGUGCCGACUGCGGCAAGAGCUUCAGCUGGCGUGCGGACCUGCUCAAGCACCGGCGGCUGCACACCGGCGAGAAGCCCUACCCGUGCCCCGAGUGCGGCGAGGCCUUCAGCCUCAGCUCGCACCUGCUGAGCCACCGGCGCGCGCACGCCGCGGCCAGCGGUGCGGGACCCGCCGCGCUGCGGCCGUUCGCCUGCGGCGAGUGCGGCAAGGGUUUCGUGCGCCGCUCGCACCUGGCUAACCACCAGCGCAUCCACACGGGCGAGAAGCCGCACGGCUGCGGCGAGUGUGGCAAGCGCUUCAGCUGGCGCUCGGACCUGGUGAAGCACCAGCGCGUGCACACGGGCGAGAAGCCCUACAUGUGCUCUGAGUGCGGCGAGACCUUCAGCGUCAGCUCGCACCUCUUCACGCACAAGCGCACGCACUCGGGCGAGCGGCCCUACGUGUGCCGGGAGUGUGGCAAGGGCUUCGGCCGCAACUCGCACCUGGUCAACCACCUGCGCGUGCACACCGGCGAGAAGCCCUUUCGCUGCGGUCAGUGCGAGAAGCGCUUCAGUGACUUCUCGACGCUGACGCAGCACCAGCGCACGCACACGGGCGAGAAACCCUACACGUGCAUCGAGUGUGGCAAGAGCUUCAUCCAGAGCUCGCACCUGAUCCGCCACCGCCGCAUCCACACCGGCAACAAGCCGCACAAGUGCGCGGGCUGUGGCAAGGGCUUCCGCUACAAAACGCACCUCGCGCAGCACCAGAAGCUUCACCUGUGCUAGGGCUGGGCCUGAGGGAGGCUGACCUCCCGGGAGCAUUUGGGGCCCAGAUGUCCUGGGGACAGACCCUAUAGAAAGAAAUGGGAAGGGGCGGGAGGGACAAUCUGAGAGCAACUGGGGACCUAUUGGUGUUAGGGGGUCCUGAAAGGGAGGGUUGAUUAAGAGGUGUUCUUUGGGGUGUUCUAUUCUUGCCUGCCUCCUCCCCGACGAAGAAAUGUUUGGGAGAUGUGCUUGAGCAUGCUGACUUCUCAGGCACGCUGUAGGAGCAGAGUGGGCACUUUGAGGACCUUGAAGAAGGGGAGUUAGGCGGCAGGGGAGGGAACAGGAUGGCCGGAAUAGAGUGGGUUGGGCUGUGAUGGCCUGUGGGAAUCAGGGGAGAGGGCGUGGUUGGAGUGAGGGUUACAGGGUACAAUAAAAAGCCAGUGUGGAUCAUUCUAUCCUGGUCCCGCCAGGUGUUGAGCCACCCUUUGCCCUGUCCUCCCCUUCACCCCUCCAACAUCAGCUCUAGUCCUACAAAAAAGUAGAGGAACCUAGCCAGUCCUGUAAGGAAUGAUAUAGUGUAUGCUCUUCAUUUCUCUGAGCCACAGUUAGCUGCUAUUUUGAGGUGUCCAGGGGAUACUGGGCAGAAAAGCUACACACCCUCAUUUCAACAGUAAAACUCAGAGAUUCAUUCAUAACUGGUCGUCAGAUCUAGGAUGCCCUGGCCCCACCUCUGGCUCAUUGCUACUUCCUUUGAAAUGUUCUAGCUUCAUGCUGGGGCAAGGUGGUCUGUGUGAGUUAGCAGACCCUGGCCCCCAGUGUCAGGUGUGUGCCCGGCUCCACGUUUCCUUCAGGUCUCACUUGUGAUCUUUUAUGUGCAGGGAAAUGGAACAAUCCCAGCUCUAUGUGACUUCUCUUCCCCAGGUCAGCUGGGUCCUCAUUUCAGGUGAACCUCAGACCGUCAACAGUUGACCCAGUGACCUGCUACAAAGGUCAGCCAGCUCAAGAGUUUUGCUGGCCUUGUGUGAGAAACACAGGGAAGUGGAGUUCGCAUGCUGGGGCACACGUCUCCUUGGUCUCAUUUGCCUUUGUGUUGUGUCUUGCACCCCUCCUCCUCCAUAGCAUGGGGGAAAUCACGGAAGCCCCACCUCCACCCCUAUUGGUUUGGGCUCUGGUCUGAGUAGAAACUUGUUUUUCCUACACAGGGAGGCACGGUAGAAAGCUCCAGGCUUUAUACAAGAAGGGCACAAGCAGGGAGAGGUGUACAUGCAGAAUUGCCAAAUAGCACAAGCAAUGAAUGUUUCCUGGUUCUGGAAAUGCCAAACUAGCACUUUUAUAUUUGUAAAGUGCUUUAUGCUUUUUAACGAUUGUUAGUUGUUUCUCACAUCUCUGUGAGGUAGAUCAGUAUUAUGACCCUUGUCUUAGGGAAGGCCUGGGGACAGGAGUGCUGAAUGCAGUUCUGAGGAGAGGCUGCGAUGGCGUGGGUAGGUGUGGUCUCACCUUUUGUGCUCUCCAGCUCGGCUGCUAGGAUGACUUACCUGUUGCGAUUUAUAUAAUAAACCAAGGACACUGAAAAUUCGUAUGCUUGAUGGAAAUUUUAAGGCUAGUCUAGAAGGGCCAAAGAUGUCCUUGUUGACAAAGCUGGUCUUUGUCACAUAGUUAGGGUGUCCUAGGUAUGUUACAUUUCUAUUAGGUGGCUGUAGUUAGAUGACUCUUGUGUAGAUUUCAGUUGCCUGUGCUGAAAUCCCUCACCUAGGCGGGCCUUUAGACGUUAGAGUUGUGGAAAGCAGCCUGUUUUAUUCACUAGUGAUUGUUACCCUGUGCUUUUCAUGGAAGCAUCUUCAUAAACUGUUGGGCACAUGUGAAGGGAAAAAAGACAACUACAAGGUUGUUUUUACAAUUUAGCAAAUUUUAUGGGGAUGCCAGUAAUUUAUACUUGAUCCGCUGUAGUCUAGCAAAGGACCUCUUGGGGGGCUGUAGGAAAGCAUGUUUUUGUCAUUAUAAAAAACACUUUAAAAAUCCUGAAAAUUGUGGGCUUGUAUAAUGCUUGUUAAUCUUGCCCUCUCAAUCAGACUAUUGUUAUUCAGAAAUGCAAAUAGAUUUUCAAAAUAGAGGUAGUUUUGGAAGACACUAAUUUUUUUAAAAUUUUCUUUUAGUUGAGAGUAAUGAGCAAAGCAAGUGUCCAUUCUUUAUUCUGAAUUUUAUAGUCUGAAUACGAAGUGUAUGAGGCUCACGUGAAAAUAAUAUAGCCCUUUUGUAGGUAAUCUUAUCCCUUUGGGGUUUUUUUUUUCCAUGCACAUCUACCUCUUCCAGCUGUUUUAAGUUCUUUCAAGUCUGUGCCUAUGAAAUGUCAUUGAACUUUUGAUUCUUCAUGGGUUGACCAUCCACUUGAUGGAUUAGUUGGCCUUUUGCCGCCAUGGUUCGACUAUUGCACAGUCUCAUCUGCAUCAAUUCCAUUACAUAUUAGCAGCUUUUGAGAAAGGGUUCAACAGGGAGGGGAGAUUGAAGCAAUGGAAAGUAAUUUAGAGGUCAUGGAAAUCUCUGGAGUUCAUUGACCGCUCUGGAUCUUCCUGUUAGGGUGGAUCAGAGUCAGCUUCUACUUCAGUAUCCCCUCCCUGAGCAAACCUCUGUGCGGAAGGAAACAGACCAACCAUCCACACCCACCCUUACGGUGCAUCUAAAAUGUGAUUCCAUUUUUCUCACAAUUCUUCAGGGAACAUAUCUGCGUUUCUUGUAUUUAGUUUUAGGAUAAUAUUUCUCAAGCAAACCCUGUUGACUGUGGUUCACCCUUACAAAUGUUCAUCUGAAGACUCCUACCAACCCAUUCAUGAAGGUGGAGACAAGUGCAUCAUUUGUUUCCUGGGAGUUUGGUCAAGUGCAGGCUGCCCUUUCCUGAGCAAAAUCUGGAGCAGAUUAAAUAGGUUCAGUGGCUUGCUUAACUCUUGAGCUCCCAGUGGGGAGGAGAAGAUGACAAGUUAACCCCUUGAGCCAUGUGGUCUCUUCGAGAUCAAGAGGCUGUACAUAUGUGAAAAAGUACAAAUUAGGGACCUGUGUUCAUAGACAAUCUGAACUGUGUUUCUCAAAUUUGUGCACACUUUCCUUCACUGUAAUGUUAUUUUACAGCUGUUUGUUAAAAUAGUGAAUAAUUUAAUGACCCUGAAAGUAACAGGUUUUGUGUGUGUGUGUGUGUGCGUGUGCUUGUGUAUGUGAGAUUUGCCUUAUUUUCAGGUUGUUUUAUUUAAUGAUGGUUCCCUGGACAGCAUUCUGGUGUUCAAGCAAACCAAUAUGGAAUAUUUGUCAUUAAAUCCUUAUCUGUCUUUUA